Molecule: messenger RNA, 2586 nt
Organism: Tachysurus fulvidraco (yellow catfish)
Lineage: Eukaryota; Metazoa; Chordata; Actinopteri; Siluriformes; Bagridae
Exons: 2
Coding region: 788-1531 (247 amino acids)
Source: RefSeq, a predicted model, not a curated record
GAUUUAGAUGGGUAUUUAUGAACAGUGUUGUGUUGGAGACAAGCACUAACGUUCAGAAUCGGUUCAGUCCGUGAAAGCUUAUGGUUUUCAUUGCAGACUGCAUCGUAAUGAACCCCGGUGUAUUUUUAAAUGUGUAGAAGGAAGCUGUAAGCAGGUGUUUUCUCGAUAUGCCGCUUUAAAGUCUCACUUCUACCUCCACCACACUAGUGCGUCUCUCACGAUACUUCCCUUAGGGUACUGAAUUGUACCGUUUCACUCACUAUGUGAACGCCAGUGUGAGGGAAAUAAAGCUCUGAUUGCUCACUUAAAGGAAAGUAAGAGGAUGUCAAAGUGUGUUCUCUGUAAAAUCUUCAUUUACCUCCCAUAUGAAUAGAAAACACAUAUCUCAGAAAUGUAUGCAUGUUUUACAUUAAACUACAGGGGCAGCAUCUUCUGCCACCACCUACCAUUCAAACAGUUGUUGAAGAAAUACAAAAUAUACAUGAAUUGGGACAGAUGUAUACACUGAAUAGACUAAGCUCACUUCUAAAAGAUGUGUCAGUUUCAGAUGAAGAUGUUAUAAAAAUCUGUGACACAGUAAAACAAUCUGACUUGUUCUCUGCUUGUCACACAGGACCUAUGAGAACUGCUUACUCAAGAGUUCAGUGCUUUAAAGAUGUGUUUAAGUACGUUGAACCAAAAAAAGUAUUCCUGGGCAGAGACGAGAACAGAACUGAGAGAUUUGCAUAUUAUGUUCCUGUGUGCUAAAUACUUUGAAGCAUAAACGGUCUCAUAUCAGUGGAUCCUGAUGUUUCCAGAUCAGAUGUUCUCAGUGACUGUUGUGAUGGAGACGUGUUUGCGUCAAGCAGAUUUUUUUAAAGAAAAUCCAAAUUGUCUCAAGCUGGUUCUAUACCAGGAUGCAUUUGAAGUAGUGAACCCACUUGGUUCUGCAAAAAAGAAGCACAAGGUUUUGGCUGUGUCCUUCUCUCUACACAACAUUCCUCCCCAUGCCCGGUCCAAUGCUGAUCAUAUGCAGCUAGUUUUACUGUGUAGGGAGAAGGAUUUUAAGGAAUUUGGCCAUGACAAAGUUUUUUCAGAACUCCUGAACGAUUUGAAAGUACUAGAGGAGAAUGGCAUAACGAUGGCAGACAAAACUGUCGUGAUGGGAGCUCUCUACUGCAUUGCUGGAGACAACUUGGGCUCUCAUUGUAUUGGGGGUUUUACAGAAAAUUUCAGUUCAUCAGUGUAUUUAUGCAGAUAUUGUCUGUUAACUCCAACUGAAUUUCAGAGUGCUGAUCCAGCAGACUGUGGACCUCAGAGGACUCCAGAAACCUAUAGAUCUGCCACAGAACAGCUGGAAAGAGAGGACGUGUCAGACGUACAGGGGAUAAAGUUCAGUCUCUGGGACUUCAACACCAAAAUCUGUGCAUUCAUCUCCAGUGGUUGUCUUUCCCUCUGCACUCUCAAUUUCUUCUUCACCAGCAUCAUCCACCUCUACAUCAUCUUCAGGAAUCUGUACACCAUUAAUACCAAACUGCUUAGAGCGAUUUGAAAUACCAUGGCAGAGGCUCCCUGAGGAGUUAAUACAGAACUUGGAAAGACAGAAAAGACCUAGGUCAAGACAACGAAAAGAAAUGGUAAGGAUCGUGGUCUCUGAAAUGAUGAAGAUUUGCAAGAAUCCAACCAAACACAACAUAACAGAGAUAGCAAAAAGGAUGGUGGCCAGGUAUCCAAAGUCUCUGCAAGAUGUGAUUGAUGGUGACGUUAUUGGACCAGGAUAUCAUUCUCUGGUGAAGCAACUUCAGGCAAGAGUUGAAAAUGACAAGCGACCUGACACACCAAAGGUUAUAAAGCGCAAAGCAGCAUCAGAUGAUGACACAGACGAAAUACCUACCGAACAAAAAGCAAGUGUUCAAGACACCUAUGGAUGUAUUAGCUGGGAGUCAAAGCAUUUGCCACUCUCGGAGACUGUGGACAGUCAGCUUGAAAAAAAUGAAGAAAUGAAGAUGUUUAAGAAGAACUACAGUACAGAUGUUGUGAAAGAACUAGUCAAAUGCACCUAUUACACCCAGCGUAAAGACAUCAACAAAGGGGCAAGCAUCCAGAAACUAUGCCAGGAACGGCCCUUUCUCUUCAAUGAAGUUGGUAUGCCAGCACAUUUCCAAGAGCUGACUGGUGUGAAUCUGAUGGAAACCUUCCUUGCCAAUGUAGACAGAAAAGGGGCACGUCUGUUAAAGUUCCUGAGAUGUGUUGAUGCACAAAAAAGCGAAUGAGUCCAGAACGCUCUUCUCAAGCUUCAGAUUGAAAAUUAAACUUUUUUUUCAGACUGUAAAUUAAACUGUUUUUUUCUGAUGUAACUGCAAUGUUGUUGUUCUCUUGGCUUGUUUAGUUUAUCAUUUCCCACAAUUUGUAUAACAUUUUAUGUAGUCCAGAGGACUUCAAUAUAUUCAGUCAUUUAUUCAUUCUCGCACACAUUCGCUAGCUUACGUACUGAAACACUGGCUAACACAACCUCAGAAGCUCAGCCAGUAAGAUGAUUCAUCUUAUGAUGUAUGUAACUAUUGAAGAUGGAUCCUGCCUUAAUUGGUAAUAAAAAAAAGACCUAAA